GUCGCAGCAAUCUGGCAAUCAAUCUGCAGCAAUGACGACAAAGCAGGCACCGCCGAUAGACAUCUCGAAAUCUCGAUAUGAUCAGUCCAAGUUCAGCGGGCGUUUGCGACAUUUCAUAGAGAUCACUUCGCCCCUUACGCUCUUUUACUCCUCUCAAGAUCUCAUAAACGCUCAGAAGCUCGUACAAGACUACAAAGAUGGCAAGCGAUCAGAUCUGUACAAUCAGCAGGGCGAGCAGAGGAUUUGGAAAGCAAAGCAGCUCGUCGACAGCUCGAUACAUCCAGAUACCGGGUUGCCAGUGCCUCUACCAUUUCGGCUAAGCGCGUUCGUGCCGACCAACCUUUUCGUCGUCGGCGGCAUGCUCAUGCCCAAUCCAUCUAUGCGCGCAAUCAUCUUUUGGCAAUGGGCAAAUCAGACCCUGAACGUCUGUGUGAACUAUGCCAAUGCGAACAAGAGUAUCGAAAUGUCGACUGCCGAGAUCGGUACAGCAUAUGCGACCGCCACGAGCGUGUCCGUCGCCAUUGCGGUCGGCCUGAACCAGCUUGUACCACGAUUAAAAGUCGCUGCUUCGACGAAGGCGUUACUCGGCAGGCUCGUUCCUUUUGUUGCAGUAGCAACUGCAGGCUGUGCCAACAUCGGUCUCAUGCGAUGGAAAGAGAUAAGAGACGGCAUCGAUGUCUUUGCACCUGGAUCGGAAGACGAAGAAGAGAAACCGAAAAGUCUGGGCAAGAGUAGCGUUGCAGGCUCACUCGCCAUAUCGCAGACUGCUGCCAGUCGUGUGUUGACGAAUAUACCCACAUUGAUCAUACCCCCGGUCACUAUGACUUUCCUGCUCAGCAAGGGCUUCUUCCAAGGUCCUCGAGGAAAACGAGUCGAAUCAGUAGUGCAUCUGGGCUUGAUCGGUACAAGCUUACUGCUCUUCUUGCCUCCUGCGAUCGCAGUCUUUCCCCAACGAGCAACAGUCUCAACGUCAACGCUAGAAGAAAAGUAUAGAGAUCUCAAGGAUCCGAAAACUGGCAAACCACUGAGCACGGUCGAAUUCAACAAAGGCCUUUGAUCGGCUGCCGGGAAACCAAAGCAUGGACUGAGGAUGCAUGUGCAGGAAAUGGAUACAUUGUUAUACUAGCGGCAUGCAGUACAAGCGCAGGAGUGGCAACGACAGUAGAAGGCGGUUGAAGUCAGAUGACAAGACGAUUGAGCACCGACAGUUUAGCGUGCGAGUGUACGAAUGAGCUGUGCGGCCACAUGAGCGGGUCACCCCAUACUCGUAAACGCUCAUACCGAGACAGACUGAAGCCAACGAUGGAGCCGGUGACAAAGACGAGGCUGAUAACGCCAAUGGCUUGCCAGGAGAUGCAAGAGACUGCCU
Mixia osmundae IAM 14324 is the source of this 1369-nucleotide messenger RNA. RefSeq lists its product as uncharacterized. Gene Ontology annotation, molecular function: monoatomic ion transmembrane transporter activity. The record is from RefSeq and is a predicted model, not a curated record. Bases 32 to 1057 code for a protein of 341 amino acids. The transcript is spliced from 8 exons. Lineage: Eukaryota; Fungi; Basidiomycota; Mixiomycetes; Mixiales; Mixiaceae. Gene Ontology annotation, cellular component: mitochondrial inner membrane. Gene Ontology annotation, biological process: mitochondrial transmembrane transport; monoatomic ion transport.